Messenger RNA from Vigna unguiculata (cowpea), 806 nucleotides. RefSeq names its product putative sodium/metabolite cotransporter BASS1, chloroplastic. Gene Ontology annotation, cellular component: membrane. The record is from RefSeq and is a predicted model, not a curated record. NCBI's taxonomy places the organism in Eukaryota, Viridiplantae, Streptophyta, Magnoliopsida, Fabales, Fabaceae.
AUGGGUGAUGCCACUGACUGGAAUUCUCAUAAGCAAAAUUUUCAAUCUCCCACCACAUUUUGCAGCAGGUUUAAUAUUAAUUGGUGGCUGUCCAGGAGGGGAAAUGUGGCGCUGUCUGUAAUAAUCACAACUGCGAGCACCUUAACUGCAACGAUGAUGACUCCUUUUGUGACAGCAAAACUUGCUGGUAAAUUUGUGACAGUGGAUGCAUCUGGGUUAUUGGUUUCAACAUUGCAAGUUGUUCUUGUUCCUGUGCUGGCUGGUGCAUUUCUGAAUCAGUUUUUGAAACCAACUGUGAAAGUUGUCUCUCCGAUGAUGCCACCGUUUGCAGUAACAAGUGUGGCAAUUUUAUGUGGAAAUGCUAUUGCUCAGAGUUCUUCAGCAAUCCUUGUGUGUGGUGGAGAAGUUAUUUUAGCCACCUUUGUUCUUCAUGCUUCUGGCUUUUUCUUUGGCUACGUUUUUGCAAGAUUGAUUGGGCUAGAUUUGUCAUCAUCACGAACCAUAUCCACUCAGGUUGGCAUGAAGAACUCAAUUCUUGGGGUUGUUUUGGCAAUGAAGCACUUUGGGGAUCCCCUGGCUGCUGUACCUGCUGCUGUUUCAACUGUGUGUCAGUCAAUCAUUGGUAGCAUCCUUGCACGAAUUUGGAGAAACUCUGACCAUGUUUAAUCGCUGAGGGAAACUAUCUUCCUGCAUUCGCUUAUGCUCAUAACCCAAAGGAAAAUCAUGAGCACAAACCUUAUGUUAGUAAGGAAAAUAAAGACAGAUAAGUGUUAGAAAAUGUUUAAUGGUGAGGGAAUAUUUACACA